AGUAUUUUUUAAGUCUGGAAAACCCCGUCACUUUCAUAGAUAUAGUGAAUAUGGCUAUAUUUGCGGUAUCAUAUUAAGAAAACCUACUAUCUCAGCAGUUCCAAAAUUCAUAUUCAAUUGGUUUUAUAUCUAUUCUAUGCAUUUUCGCUGCUAGAAAUUAUUUACUCUUUAAAUCCGUUUUCACAAAUGCCGACUUAGGGAAAUAUGGACAGUUUUCCACCAUAUCUCUUUAAUGUUAAACCACGGACUUAGAUAACUAAUCUAAUUCCGUGGUUAAACGAAGUCAAGAAAAAAAUCUAAGAAAAAAUGAACUAAUAUAGACUCCAACAGUUGUAUUAUUAUUGUAUUUAUGCUAUGACGAUUUACAGAAAUUUAAAUUACUCCUGUGAAGUAGAGAUGCAUAUAUAUAUCACAUAAUAUGAUAUAUUGAUCUCUGCGUGGAAGCGCUCCAUGAGUAUGUCAGUCUCUUCAAAACCACGGACUUAGAUAGCAGAUAAUCUAAUUCCGUGUCAAAACAUAGAGAUUUUUUACCGAUCGGUACUACCGCGCGCUGUGUGCCAUCGGGAACCAGCACAACCGGCAAGUCACGAUUAAGUUUGCCCAUUUUACUUCCGCAUACGGCUUGAGGACAGACAUCUUUAAUUCAUUCUCAUAUCCACUGAGCUACCAGCGACUGCAGGUUUGUACAGAAACAUCAGAAAUGGCUUCAGAUAUUCCAACAGAGGCCAAAGACAUCCACAACGAAUUGGUGUUUUAUCUUGGAAGACAGAUUAAGAAGGAAGAAUUCCAUGAACUUAAGAACCUGUUUAGUAACAAUAAUCCAUUAGCCCCAACCGAGGUUGAAUUGAUUAAAAACAUCUAUGACCUAUUCACCAAUCUUAUGAGAUACAAAACAAUAGCUGUGGGAGACUACACACAAUUUGUACGGAAACUUGAACUUACAAAUCUUGACCUGGUGGGAUAUGUGAACGAGAAAGAAAAUGCAAUAAAAAGCAUUGUUGAUAGAGGUCCAUCACCAGCCAUGCAACCAAGGCCAGGAGAUCAAGGCCAGCAACAGUCUCCAGGUUUGUGAUCAGUACAUGUUCAGUGGAAUGUAAAAUGUAAAGUUUGGUCUAGUGAAUACUAUGUUAGAGGAGGGAUGUACUUGUACACACAAGUAUACAUGUAAGAACAUAUUUCAGUGACACCCAUGCAUUGAAAGGACUAUGUAACAGUGCUGGUUGUUCAAAUCGCUUUUUGUCUGUAGUUUCAUCAGUCAGGAAGUCCAUCAUUCCUUGUCUGAACAUUUUUUGCUGUCUGUGUGUCUGUCUGCUUUAAGAGUAUUCUGAUCAAGUUCCAUAAAGUCCAGGGUUUUCUGAUUUUUCGCCAGUAGGACUUGAGAUUGACUUGAGAUUGAAAUCUAUAAAAUUUCCUCAUAUUAAAGACCUUGACAUCAUUUCAAGGUCAGAGGGUCAAAUACUUGAAAUACUUGCAACGACAAUUAUCUGAAGAAUAAAAAGGACCUGAGCCAUCAUAUUUGGAUAUGUUAUGUAAAUAGGUAGUGAUAACCUUGUUAUGGAUUAUAUACUUGGCCCAUAUAGUUCUGUAUGUUCCAAUUUCAGAGUUCAUGAGCUCAAAAUUCAUGUUGCAAUUUGAUUUCCACAACUUCCUAGUUACCUCAGUACCAAUAUUUGUUCAGAAAGAGAAAAGAAAAAAACCUACAUACCAGCAUGCGCAACAUUCCAUGAUAUUUGAGCCACGAUCCCUCUGGGAUCUCAGGUGUACUGUUACACUUUCAUCAUGGUGUCAACAACAUCAAGAUAACUAGCUCACUUUAAAAUUACAGAAAUGGAAUCAUUGUUGUAACGUCUUUCUGAUCGAUAUAAAGAUGGUAAUUAUAGAAUACAGAACUCGUGUUACACAAUCUUUGUAAUAUUUUGUCAUAGUUCUAUCAGUCCAAGUAUAUAAGCCUGCGUUGUAUGUGUAUGGUGGAUGCAACUUAGUUAAAAUUGUAUUGAAAAUAAUUUUAUGAACUUAUUAGAAUUGGAAUG
Messenger RNA from Mizuhopecten yessoensis (Yesso scallop), 2030 nucleotides. RefSeq lists its product as uncharacterized. The record is from RefSeq and is a predicted model, not a curated record. Bases 701 to 1072 code for a protein of 123 amino acids. The transcript has 3 exons. Lineage: Eukaryota; Metazoa; Mollusca; Bivalvia; Pectinida; Pectinidae.